Molecule: messenger RNA, 2213 nt
Organism: Loxodonta africana (African savanna elephant)
Lineage: Eukaryota; Metazoa; Chordata; Mammalia; Proboscidea; Elephantidae
Gene: SELENBP1
Product: selenium binding protein 1
Exons: 12
Coding region: 561-1925 (454 amino acids)
Molecular function (GO): selenium binding
Source: RefSeq, a predicted model, not a curated record
GCCCCUUCCCCGGCACAGCACGCCACUGACACAGGCACAGCUCUCCGCCUCUGCCCACAUCCGGCAGGCAGACCCGCCAGCACCAAAACAUAGGAGCAGCAUGGGUAAGGAGAGGGGCUUCUGCCAGUCACCCACUGACUUGCCCACUAGCCCCUGACCCGUCCCUGGUUUGGAGGGACCUCCCUCCAGGAAAUGACCGGAAUACUUCAGGUGGGAAUGAAGGGAGGGAAUGCUGGACUCUGUUCCCUGUUCCCACCACCCCCCACUCCUGCAUUUCCCAGCUCAGCCCAAGUUUCUAGAGGUACCGGGGAAGGCGAGGACAGAGGGCUGCUGGGAAGGACCACCCGGAAGUCCCACGGCGCUCCAAUCAGCUAGGGCCUCGGGGCUCGGGUUGCCUUUCUGCAGAUGAGAAAAUUAGGAGGGAGACACUUAGGGAAAACCUCUCUGUCCCUGGCUCUCCCCCCAGGACACAGACAAUCCUGAUUUCAGCUCUGGGCUAACUUCUUCCAGACACGAAAUGUAGGAAGUGUGGACCUGGCUACCCUACCCCUCUAGAGGCCAUGAAGGGACCCCGAGAGGAGCUUGUCUACCUGCCCUGUAUUUACCGAAAUACGGGCAUUGAAGCCCCGGACUAUCUGGCCACCGUGGAUGUUGAUCCCAAGUCUCCCCACUAUAGCCAGGUCAUCCAUCGGCUGCCCAUGCCCAACCUGAAGGACGAGCUGCAUCACUCGGGGUGGAACACCUGCAGCAGCUGCUUCGGCGACAGCACCAAGACACGCACCAAGCUGGUGCUGCCCAGCCUCAUCUCCUCCCGCAUCUACGUGGUGGACGUGGCCUCCGAGCCCCGGGCCCCGAAGCUGCACAAGAUCAUCGAGCCCAAGGACAUCCAUGCCAAGUGUGGUCUGGGCUACCUCCAUACUAGCCACUGUCUGGCCAGCGGGGAGGUGAUGAUCAGCUCCCUGGGAGACCCAAAUGGCAAUGCCAAAGGGGGUUUCGUGCUGCUGGAUGGAGAGACGUUUGAGGUGAAGGGGACGUGGGAGAAGCCUGGGGGUGCUGCACCGAUGGGCUAUGACUUCUGGUACCAGCCUCGACACAAUGUCAUGAUCAGCACCGAAUGGGCAGCUCCCAAUGUCCUGUUGGACGGCUUCAACCCUGCUGAUGUGGAGGCUGGGCUGUAUGGGAGCCACUUACACGUGUGGGACUGGCAGCGCCAUGAGAUUGUGCAGACCCUGCCACUGCAGGAUGGGCUCAUCCCCCUGGAGAUCCGCUUCCUGCACAACCCGGACGCUACCCAGGGCUUUGUGGGCUGUGCUCUCAGCACCAACAUCCAGCGCUUCUACAAGAAUGAGGGAGGUACUUGGUCCGUAGAGAAGGUGAUCCAAGUGGCCCCCAAGAAAGUGAAGGGCUGGAUGCUGCCCGAAAUGCCAGGCCUGAUCACCGACAUCCUGCUCUCCCUGGAUGACCGCUUCCUGUACUUCAGCAACUGGCUACACGGGGAUCUGCGGCAGUAUGACAUCUCUGACCCGAAGAAGCCUCGCCUUGCGGGACAGCUGUUUCUGGGUGGCAGUAUUGUUAAGGGAGGCCCCGUGCAAGUGCUGGAGGACCAGGAGCUGGAAUCUCAGCCAGAGCCCCUGGUGGUCAAGGGGAAGCAUGUGGCUGGAGGCCCUCAGAUGAUCCAGCUUAGCCUAGAUGGGAAGCGUCUCUACGUCACCACAUCACUGUACAGUGCCUGGGACAAGCAGUUUUACCCUGAUCUCAUCAGGGAAGGCUCCGUGAUGCUGCAAAUCGAUGUAAACACAGAACAGGGAGGCCUGAAAUUGAACCCCAACUUCCUGGUGGACUUUGGGAAGGAGCCUCAUGGCCCAGCCUUGGCCCAUGAGCUCCGCUACCCUGGGGGAGACUGCAGCUCUGACAUCUGGAUCUGAAGUCUACCCCUCAUUGCCUGUCACACGUUCUGAGCCUUUACUUCCAGGUCUCUGCGGGGACCUGGCCUCACUCUGCUCUCUCUUAGCCCCCAACUCUUCAUAGCUUGUUCCAGCAAAGCCAAGCUGAGGUUGUUUUAGCAUAUUGAGAAGUGUCUGCUUUUACCAACCCCUGUUGUGUGUUGCUCACUGCACAGUGUCAUUCACAUGAGCUUUGGAAGCACUAAGAAAUAAACAGUGAACCUGGGCCUCGGAUCCUCUGGCUUUGGGGAUAUGGGGCCUGUUACUCCA